AUAUGUAGGCAGUUAUUGUAGAGUUAUAAUAUUUAAAAAGAACGUGCAAAAUAUGAUGCUUGGUGCAAAUAUUUUUAGAUAGCUUUCCUUCUGUCCGUGCUAAUUUUCGUCAGAUUACAUGAAAAAACUAGAGAUACCUUUGCCUUUAUUGUCAGUAAACAUGGAAACAGUGAAAGAGGAGCAGUCUGACUUAUUGGCCUGUCGCAUUUGCCUGGCUUGGGACGUGAGAUUGUGUCCUAUUCGCGAGUCGGGCUUGGAUCAAAUGUUUUCGGAUGUUAUGGGGACUUCGCUGUCUGAAUGGGACGGGCUUCCGCAGCACAUCUGCUCGUGGUGUCGCGCGCAGCUGGCGCGGGCUCUGGGGCUGCGAGCGCGCGCGCAGCGAGCCUGUGAGCUGCUCAAACAGACACUCGUACACCAGGACAAUAUUACAAACGAAUUUAUCCACACAAUUGACCGUACAUCGCACAAGCUCACGCACACACUCACAACUCGAGUAUUUAACGAUGACGACAUUUAUUACUUCAAUCACGACACACAGACGCAUUUAUUCAAUACAGUUAUAAUAAAUAAUAAUGAACAACUUCAUGACGAUGUUGAAGAUGAUAAUAUAAAUGAUGAUCUCAAAAAUGAUAUAAUACAAAAUUCCGGUUCAGAUUCAGAACUUGUACAUGGUAUGGUUGAAAUAAAUGCAGAAGUAAAUUUAGUUGAAAAAGAAACAGAGAUUAAAAAAGUAAAGUCAAAGAGAAAAAGGGAUGGCAAGAAGAAAAAAGAAAUAAUAGAAAUAAUAGAUAAAGAUAUAAAAAUUAAUGGUAAAAGGCUUAGUAGACGAAAAAUGAAAAAGCAAACCGACAAAGUAAGAAAAAGUAAAGGGAAAAAGCAUACGUUUUGUACAGAAGAAGAUUUUAAAGAAUUCGAGAAAAAAUACGAUUUCCAAGUGCAGUGUUUGACGGAAGAAGAAAUGGAGAAAGAGAUGGAAAAGAGGAAAGAGUCUGACAAGUAUCUGAAGGGAGAGUACAAGUGUGAGUUGUGUUUUAAAGGGUUCCUGACGUCGGUGACUUAUGAGAACCAUAUGAAGACUCAUGAUCCGGCGCGCGGCGACCACGCGUGUCGGCUGUGCCACGCGCGGUACCAGUUUCCAGUGAAGUUGCGACACCAUGUACAGAAUACCCACCGGCUCAAGUUUAGGUGCGCGCGGUGCAAUGAGCUCGUUCGCGGCAAGGCGUGCGCAGUUUUGCACGCAGCGUACCACGCGGGGACUACGUUCAAGUGCGCCCAUUGCGACAAGCAGUUCCUUAAGAAGACCUCGCGCACUUCGCACAUGCGCAUGGCGCAUCCGGCGGAGAACGCGGCCGGCGGCACUUGCGAGGCGUGUGGCGAGACCUUUACCAGCCGCACGGGGCUCAGGGCGCACAAGACUCGCAGCCACAAGAAGGUUAAUUUGCCUGAACUGAAAUGUCGGAAGUGCAGGACGCAAUUCGACAACAUGGAAGCCCUGAAGAAGCAUAGAAGCACAUACGCGAACAAGUGUCACUCCAGUCUUAGCGCGUGCUCGCAAUGCGGCGAGACCUGCGCAAGCGCCGACGAUCUGAUACUGCACGCGCACACGCGGCACGGUGUCCAUCUUUACACCUGCGACAAGUGUACGAAGUCGUUCACAUCGAAAACGUCGCUAACCACGCAUAUUGAUCGCGUGCAUCGCUUGCUGCGGCCUCCCAAGGCGGACUACAGCGACGGAGGCCGAAGGUCGCAGCCUGACUGGCUACACUGGGCCUCUGUUUGUGAACACUGCGGGAAGCGACUCUCUUGCUUGGCGACGCUGAAGAUACACAUGAACAAACACACAGGCGAGCGGCCAUACAAGUGUGCACUCUGCCCCAAAGCCUACAUGACGCCCUACGGACUUAACAACCACCAGGCGUUCCACACUGGUGUGAGAAAAUGGCAGUGCCCCGAAUGUCCCGCCACCUUCAUGCACCAGUCUUCAGUCUACCAGCACAGGAAGAUACACACAGGCGAACGCUCCCACCAGUGCACGAUCUGCGAGAAAUACUUCACGCAAUCCGGUUCGCUGUACACGCACGUCAAAUACGUGCACAUGAAGGAGACGCCUCCGCCGCGCAAACGGAACAAGAAGCCUGUACAACAGGGCACACUAUAAUCAAGGUAACUAGCAUUGGUUUCCUCGGCCGUCGGUCGCGGCGCGGCCAAGGC
Leguminivora glycinivorella is the source of this 2211-nucleotide messenger RNA. RefSeq names its product zinc finger protein ZFP2-like. The transcript has 13 exons. The record is from RefSeq and is a predicted model, not a curated record. Gene Ontology annotation, biological process: regulation of transcription by RNA polymerase II. Gene Ontology annotation, cellular component: nucleus. NCBI's taxonomy places the organism in Eukaryota, Metazoa, Arthropoda, Insecta, Lepidoptera, Tortricidae. Bases 119 to 2158 code for a protein of 679 amino acids. Gene Ontology annotation, molecular function: zinc ion binding; DNA-binding transcription factor activity, RNA polymerase II-specific; RNA polymerase II transcription regulatory region sequence-specific DNA binding.